GGCUGUCAGCGCCAUUCCCAUACAUGGACUGUGUUUUCUCGUGUUGUCAAAAGCGGUCCGUGUUUUGAUAACGCUCUGAUAACGAUCCGCAUUAUCGAUAUUUUCCCCGUUCCUCUCUAUCUCGGUGAAAGUGGUGCAUUUCGUACGGAAAGAUGGCCUGCUCGAAAGCCCUUCAGCGCAGCUCAGCUGUUUUGUUGCGAAAUGUUAUGCCUGCCCAAGGUCAGCUGGCAGUGCGGGCCAGCUCCUGGUGGAGCGGUGUGCAGAUGGGACCACCGGACGUUAUCCUGGGCGUAACGGAAGCCUUCAAGCGUGAUACCAACCCGAAAAAGAUCAACCUUGGCGUCGGUGCGUACCGUGACGACAAUGGAAAACCAUUCGUGCUGCCGAGUGUGAAAAAGGCCGAGAAACGGCUAGCAGACAAGCAGCUCGAUCACGAAUACUCACCAAUUGGUGGUACGGCCGAAUUUUGCAAAAGUAGCAUCUUGCUUGCCCUGGGCGACUCAAACGAACAUGUGGCAAAUGGGCUGAAUGCAACGGUGCAAGCCAUCAGUGGUACCGGAGCACUUCGUGUCGGUGGUGCUUUUCUGUCCACUUUCUUCCCCGGACCGAAGGAUAUCUACCUGCCGACACCGUCGUGGGGUAAUCAUGGACCGAUCUUCCGACAUUCGGGACUGAAUGUGAAAUCGUACCGCUAUUACGAUCCCUCGACCUGCGGGUUUGACUUCGCUGGAGCGCUGGAAGAUCUAUCGAAAAUUCCGGAAAAAUCGAUAGUACUAUUGCAUGCCUGCGCACACAACCCAACGGGCGUCGAUCCAAAACCGGAACAGUGGGCAGAAAUGUCGACGAUCAUUAAGAAGCGCAAUCUGUUCCCCUUCUUCGAUAUGGCUUACCAAGGCUUUGCCAGCGGUGACGUCGAUAAGGAUGCGCUGGCAGUGCGUGCUUUCCUGCGUGACGGUCACCAAAUCGCACUGGCACAAAGCUUCGCCAAGAACAUGGGUCUGUACGGUGAACGUGCGGGAGCAUUUUCAUUGAUUACGGGAAGCAAGGAUGAGGCGGAUCGUACAAUGUCCCAGAUUAAGAUCAUUAUUCGUCCGAUGUACUCAAAUCCACCAAUUAACGGUGCACGCCUUGUGUCGGAAAUUCUCGGCGAUCAGCAAUUGCGCCAAGAGUGGCUCGGCGAUGUGAAGCUGAUGGCCGAUCGUAUCAUUUCGGUACGUUCCACUUUGCGCAACAAUCUGAAAGAAUUGGGCUCAUCGCGCAACUGGUCUCACAUUACCGACCAAAUCGGCAUGUUCUGUUUCACCGGUAUGAAUCAGCAACAGUGCGAACGUUUAACGAAAGAGUUUAGCGUUUAUCUGACGAAGGAUGGCCGCAUUUCAAUGGCCGGUGUUACUUCGAAGAAUGUGGCAUAUCUGGCCGAGGCCAUCCAUGCCGUUACAAAGUAGACGGUGCGAUAGUUAGAACCCAAAACUACCGACGAUCAACACAUUUUUUUUGACGCAGAGCGAAAUUGAAUGCAUUUAGAAUGCAUUUUCAUCAUUAAUGAUCUACAGUGCUUUAAACCCGGAAAAAAUACUGGAACCAACCAAGGAAUGAAGAAUCCCCGCAAUAUAUAGUACACAUUUCACACUGCACACGUCGAAUGUGUGAACGUAUUUAGGAAAAGCAUUUUUGUAACUUCCCUCUUCUCUAGUAUAGAUCACUUUAGUGGCUUAAUUUAUGCGACGCGUAUUAAUACGCGUUCAGAGAUUGUGUAUACGGACGGUUUUGCGCCAGCAAAAAAAAAAACGAAAAAAUGAAAUUAGAAACUACAUCGAGCUUUUGGUUCAUAUCAAUGAAAUUGAUGGUUGGCAAAAGUGAUUUUUUUGUUGUUACAUUUUGGUUUAGUAGCAUGUAGCUUUGGAGAACGUUUUUCUAUGCCUAUUUUUUAUUCUAUACGCAACAUGCACUUGCCUUGUUCUUUUUUAUGCACGCAUGUUAAAACCAACACAGCUGGUGAAGAUACAAAACACAAAUUCAGUAGAGGAAUUAUGUAAAGGAGUGAUUAAACUAGACUGUAUUUAAACCAAAAUAGAUGACUGCUGGUAGCAUUACGUCUAACGCAUCACUGCCUUAAAGCAAA
This is a messenger RNA of Anopheles funestus (African malaria mosquito), 2122 nucleotides long. RefSeq names its product aspartate aminotransferase, mitochondrial (gene Got2). The transcript has 4 exons. The coding region runs from base 153 to 1445 and encodes 430 amino acids. Gene Ontology annotation, molecular function: pyridoxal phosphate binding; L-aspartate:2-oxoglutarate transaminase activity. NCBI's taxonomy places the organism in Eukaryota, Metazoa, Arthropoda, Insecta, Diptera, Culicidae. The record is from RefSeq and is a predicted model, not a curated record. Gene Ontology annotation, biological process: biosynthetic process; L-aspartate catabolic process. Gene Ontology annotation, cellular component: mitochondrion.